Morone saxatilis (striped sea-bass) is the source of this 4166-nucleotide messenger RNA. RefSeq names its product protein FAM171B (gene fam171b). NCBI's taxonomy places the organism in Eukaryota, Metazoa, Chordata, Actinopteri, Moronidae. The record is from RefSeq and is a predicted model, not a curated record.
CCUUUCUCCGCGGGGUUUUUCCCCCGUAUGUGCGCAUCAACGUUACAAGAAACCGUGAGAGGGACGAGGCCUUGCUGAUAAGGACAAACCCUGCUGGACCUCGUUCUCCUCCUCCCGAGCUCGUCUCUCGCGGUCCGGUAUGUCUUUGAGCCUGCUCCCCCUCUCGCCAUGCCCGCUGCUGAACGCUACCUGCCGCCGCUGCUGCCGCUGCUCUUUCUGCAGUCGCUGCUUUUGAUUUCGUGCCUGGAUGGGCCGGUGAGAGCAGCGGAGGAGGGCGGCGGCCUGCCCUCCUCCUCGCCCGGGGACAAUGGCCUCACCUUUGCGGUCGGAGACCCGUCUGCCACCGACCCGACCGCCCCAGGGCGACUCCUCAGCCCCUCCGCAGCAGAGUCCCUGUUCGCCUUGAAGGUCUUGGUAAGGGACAUGGUGACCCGUCAGCCGCUGCCGGGUGCUUCAGUGGAGGUUUACGUAAACCACACACUGAGGAGCUCUGCCCAAACAGGGGAGAGAGGUGACGUUCUGCUCUGGGUAGCGUACAGUCCAGUCCUCAGUCUGACUCUGCUGGGCACCAUGGAAGGCUACGUCCCCAGCCCGCUGCCCUGGAGCACCACCAAGAGACCGAUUUUCUCUGCUGUGACGUUGCUGCUGCUCCCUCACAGUCAGGGGAACAUCUGGCUGUUUGAAGACUCGGUACUCAUCACCGGGAAGUUACCUGACAGCUCCUCCCAACCCAAGGUUAAGUUCCCCAAGAACCUCCUCCCGUUGUCUGACAAGAGUAACAUCUCCUCAUUGACAGCGUACCUGACUGUACCACAGCACCACCUAGCUAAAGACUGUGCCAACUGCACUCCAGGCAUCAUCAGCAGCAAAUCAGUGUUCAGAAGCAUCGAGCUGAAGGCGGUGGCAGCCAUCAAUGUCCUGCUGUACUCCGGUGGUGAGGAGCUCCAGGUUCGAGGGCCCAUUCAGAUCAGCCUGCCCCUGGGACACCACACGCGCCUCAGGGCUGCUGAUACUGUGCCUGCCUGGGCCUUUAAUCUGAAGACUGGUGCCUGGGAGAAUCAGGGUCUGGGAAUAGUGAGAACAGUUGGUGAUGAGCUGGUUUGGACCUACACCGCUUCCCAUCUGGGCCACUGGAUCGCUGCCCCUCUUCCCUCACCAAACGAUUACCUGGGACAUGGAAGCUCUUUGGAUUUCCUAUCAUACCACAGCUACCUGUUGAUGGGAAUACUGGGAGGAAUGCUGGUUUUAGUGAUUGGACUCCUUUCCUUGCUGCUGUGUCAGUGCGGAAGUUCUCAUCGAGAGCCCAGGAGGAGGAGAGCACGCUUUUCCAAACUCACAGUGGUGAAGAAAGACCAGACCACCUCCACCCACAUGGAAGAGGGUUUACUGUUCCGUUCUGGUGACAACAGCCUCGCUUCCUGCAGUGUCCAGUGUGAACCCUCGUCCACGCCGAGGCACAAGGCCAACUACAACAUCUAUGUGGAGGAUCCAGGGAGUCGCCCGGCUGCUGCUUUUUAUGAGAACAUCGCCGCGGAUCGGAUCAAAGGCCCACAGCCGUCAUCUCACUACAUCAACAGUGAAGAGGUGGCUCGGCUUCGGGACAAGUCGGAGCAGAACCGGGCCAACAUGAACUCUGACAACUUCUUUCAAGACAAGCUGGUUCAUAUCUACAACCAGCCGCUGGCUAUUAUUCAGGCGCCGGAGCUUUUUAGUGCUCAGGAGCAGCAACUGUCAGGCUGCAAGUCGGCUACUUUCCCCCGCAAUGCAGUUGAGUAUGAUGCUCACUCAGAGCCUGCAAAUAAAGACAGCUACACCCAGACACUACCCAAAGUCCCUCACCACCACUCCCAAGGUGGGAGCAGCCCGCAGCAGAGCAACCAAGAUGAGCCCCAGCCUCUGGAGACUCCUCCCCAAGGCCAAGGCCCUAACGCAGGCGUGUGGGGACGCUACAGUAACCUCCUCGAAUCCUCCGUCUCUGUGCCUGGGACUCUUAAUGAGGCAGCUGGUAUGGAGGCCUUCAGCAGUGGGCAUGGCGUACCCAGCGAGCUGCAGGGGAUUUCAGAGCGCACCUUGCUGGAGCUGACCCGGGGCAAGCCCUUGUCUUCUCACCCCAGGGCCUGGUUUGUGUCCUUAGACGGGAAGCCGGCCGCCCAGGUUCGCCACUCUAUUAUUGAGCUUCAGGGCCGCCACCGCCCGCCGAGCAGCAACGACACAAGCCUGGACUCUGGGGUGGACAUGAACGAGCCUCUGCAGAACAUCCGUGAGACAGAGCGUGACAGGCCUUCGAUCAGGGCAUCUUCCCUGUCGCACCACAGCCGAGGGGGGCGUUACAGUGAAGAGCAGGACCUGAGCAGCAGUGAGAGUGGCACGACAGCCACCUGUACACCGGAGGACCCUACCCUGAGGAACAUUUUAGACGGGAGCAGCGGGGCUAUUCCCAACAUUCCUGAAGAGCGAGACGGGAUGGAUACAUCCAGCGCUCAGGAGGACAGCGAAUCGAGAGGUACGCCGCCUCCACGUCGCCUGAGGAAGGUGAGGGAGAAGGGGAAGACGGAAAAGAGGAGUGCCAAGCAUGUCCGUGAGGGGAGACCUCUGACCAAGCGAAGUUAGAGCAUGGCAAACAUCGAGACAAGCAUUUUUUCCAUCAGUGCUUAAUUUAAAUGUCCACCGUUUACCGUUUCACCGAUUUUGAGCUAUUUUCAUCACAUGAUGUCACAUCAGUGCUGAGUAAUCCAAAUUAGUUUUUACCACUUGUGCUCACACAGGCAUUGUUGUUGUUGAUUUAUGUAAUUGUACAACUUUGCCAAAGAAUGCAUAAGCUAGCUCAAGAAGUAAAACAGGAUCUAUGUCAUGUUCAAGCAUUAUGUAGCUGCUGUUAAGACGAGUUUGUGCACCAUUGUUCAUCAAUUUCUCGAAUCUGAAGAUCACCAGCGAGAUUCUUCACAGCAAAAUGUCCGUGUGAACACGAUGUCCCAUUGUCCCCAGUACUGGCAUUAUAGAGGGUGCCUUCUUACUGCCUGUAGUCAUUAAAUGUGAUUACAAAAGGCACGGUAUUUGUCUAUAUUUAGUAAAAUCUGGUGAGUUUGCAGGACGGACACAGAUACAGGUCUAUGUGUAGUGCACUUAUCCUCACCAUAAAUGCCUGCUGUAAAUUAAAUAAGAUAUAGAAGCUUUCCCGGUUUUCAGUGCUGACAUCUUGUUUCAAUCACAUUGCCUCAUUUUGCUUAAAAAGAAACUCUGGGGUUCAUGAAAAGACUUAAAAGUUUUUAACUCACGACAUGAAAUACUCAAUUAUAUCAGAGUAAAAUGCAGAUGAACAUUUUAAAACUAAAGCUGCCAUUUUGAAGUUGUCACACCUCAUAUUCAAGGAUUUAAGCCUACGGUUACUUUAGAAUGCAUGAAAAUGAAUGUUUUCUCGUGUGUAUGAAAAUAUUUUGUGUUUUAAUGUAGAGCUAACAUUACGUCAUCGUAGCUGUCAGAUUACCUGUGGACUGAAUGAUUCAUUUCAUUGUCUAGUCCUGAAAGGAGUAUUGUGCUGCCAACUGUAACUACUGUAAGGAACUAUUGUAACAAUAGUACCCAAAGACUUCUACACUAUGAUUACCCGUAAAUACAUUUCAAACCACAUCCAAUGUCUGAAGCAACUGAUGGUACAACCAGCUACUGUUAACACACUGAGAAAGAAGUAAUUUCUGAUUGUUUGGAAGGGUGCUGUUAAAAUUAUUAAAACUGCACAGCUGAUGUCACAAUUUGAUAUAUUAAUUCAUAUUAGCAAUUCACAGUGUUAAGUAAAGGAGGCCAACGCCCUCUGUUUAGUCUCUCAAAAGAUGUGCAUAUUUCGUUUUUUAAUAACAUUUAGUAUUAUCCCUUGUAAUUAUUUCCAUACAUGCAUUCGGUGCCUUGGAGUUUUGCAUUCACAACAUGUGGUUCCAAACCUCUUAAUACGUUUGACAAAAAUAUAUUUACUUCCUGAUCAACAUGACCUUUUUUAAAUUUAGAGAUAUGACUGAAGAAAGAAAGAUGUUUUUAAACUGAUCAGUUGAAAGUGUGAAGAUAAUGGUGAUGAACAUAUGGUCCCCAGAGUGGUCGUGGCUCUAGGGAUGGCACUAUCAGUCCGCAGUUGGUCGUUCACGCCACUACACUGGUCCAGACUGAAAUAUCUCAAC